AUGUCCUCGUCGUCCACGACCGCGUGCUCGCGGUCCUCCUCGCCUUCGCCGGCGACACCAGAAUCAAUAGACGUCCCUGAACAAGCUUACAGCUCCGAGGACCUCUCUGCUUGGUGUCAUUCGCUCGUGACGUCCGGCUACGUGAAAGGGGACGCGCAGAGACCAGUCGAUGAAGGUCAUGCGAAUGCCGGCCACAUGCUGAGGCUGGAGGAUCUGCUGCAGGAUGGCCUCUAUCAAGAGGCGAAACCAGUCGCGUCUGACCAGACCUUCUCACUUGAUCCUCUUGCUCUAUCAAAGCUCGCACUCCCUCAGGAUUAUCAACACUCCACUCCCUCAGCAUUGUCUCAGGUUGCGGGCCCUGUAAAGCCCGUACCUCCACCACCAUCACAGCCCCGCCCGGACCACGCCUUGAUGGCGCAACGUGUAGUUUAUCCACCGAAAGAGGCAUGCCAGAAUUUGCCCAUAAUCAUUCCUAACAUUCCGGAGGGCGGGACGAAGUCUAGAGUUGAGACCCAAGUCCGUUUAACGGUUGACCUUGCACACGCAAGCGCAUCGUCCGGCGAACCGCUCAAAUAUGAUAGAGUGGGAACAUGGAAGUGGGUUAGGCUGCCGAGGGGGACGUCAACCAAGAGAAGGACGCGAAAGGAGGGCAAAAUAGAUGCCUCGCCAGAAGAUACGCUAUACCUCACAGCCGAGGUUACGUGCGCCACGGCUCCUCAUACCCGCGUUACGUGUUGUACGAGUUGUCAAGCGAGAGAGGCCAAACGAGUGGCCAGGAAGAUUGCGGCUCGAGUGAGACCUUCCCGCUCUGAUGCUGAAUCGCAAGACGAAGCUCCUGUCAUACCUGGGAGAGGUGUGCAUGAAGAUGCGUCAAACAUCGUCCAAUUCAACUGCCCAGAGGUCCUCGAUUUCUCGAGUGGCUCCGUUAUUCUUCCUCUGCGGAUCACUUGCUAUUGUCGACACCACCGAGAGAAGACAGGGUUCAAUGUCCACCUCGCUAUGCUUGAUCGCUACGGCCGAGUUGUUGGUACAGGCAUGACUAGGCCUAUUAUGAUCACCGACGACCACAAGACGACGGGUGCGCAGAAGGCCGCGCAAAACAACGACACGGCUCUAGGGGAGUCCUCCGAUAUGGGAGGCUCUGUGAAGCGCAAGAAAACGACACCGUCUGAGCGAGUCAAGAAGCGCACAAAGCCCUACGACGUUGGGCAGAGUGCAGGGAGGACCGUGCGCAGAGGCAGUAGUGCCAGCGCAGAUUCGCCCUUGUAUGCAGCGUCGCCCGCGGCAACGCGCUCAUCGUCUCCACUACAGAACUACGCGCAUAGUCCGCUCUCUGCGUUCUCGCCGGUCGAGUCGCAUGGCCCUCUGCAGUCUGUGUUCGACUUCAAUCCUCCUACUCUGGAAGGCGCUCCUACAUCCAUGGAUUCAGAUGUCCCGAUGGCACAAGAUGUGCGCCCGGGGGCUGUCGCUACCAUGCAUCAGCUCGCCAGCUCGUUCCUGCCUCCUCCGCCUUCUGAUUCCCAAAUCACUCCUGCUCCGUUCUUCAUGUUCGCUCAAGACCCUCCGCCGCCCAUGUCGAGCCUUCCUGUACCCAAGGUUCACCGGUUGAUACCCGCCUCCGGGCCUACAUUCGGUGGCAUUGAAGUGACCGUGCUCGGUGCUAACUUCCACCCCUCGAUGCAAUUGAAUCUGCUGUUCGGCGGUGCUCCGUCGACCUCUACGCAGCGGUGGAGCGAUAAUACGCUUGUGUGCUUGCUUCCCCCUAGAGCGGACCCGGGUAUCGUUACGGUCUGGUUUGAGGGUGUGGACAAAGGCGACGAUAGCAUCCCUCCGUGCUUGUUCACUUACACAGACGAGACGGAUAGAGCCUUAAUGGAACUUGCGCUCCAGGUCGUCGGCCUGAAGAUGACAGGCAAGAUCGAGGAUGCCAGAAAUGUAGCGAUGCGCAUAGUUGGCAAUACCAAUACAGAAGGCGCGGACGGUGCCGCAGCUCCCAUCGACAACGCCAUGCAACUGGCUUCUGGCCUGGACAUGACGCCCAACUUCCGGAGCCUCCUGCUCAGCCGCGCUGGGAACGACGGCAAUUUCGAACGAGUGCUCUUGGACUUCCUCUCCAUUUUGGAUUACUCCGUCGACAAAGUCGCGUCCUCCCGUUCAACGGCCAUAUCCCACUCUACACCGAGUGGGCAGACCCUCCUCCACUUGGCGACUAUGGCGAAGUUCCCGGCCCUGGUCAAGUUCUUGGUGUCCCAUGGUAUCGAUGUCGAUGCUCGUGACAAGAACGGUUGUACCGCGUUGCAUUACGCCGGUAUCGUCCGGUCCGCUGAAUGUGCGCGGGCGCUACUCGGUGCUGGUGCAGAUAUGGAAGUCGUCGACGCCCUGGGCAAGACCCCCGCCGAGGUUGCUCCCAUUGGGUUUUUCGACUUCGCGUUAUCUGAUGGCGACACGAGCCACCUUGCUGACAAUGACGAGGAAGAGGCUGCUUGGGGAGACGGCGAAGAGGAAUCCGACGAGGAAACGGAGAUGAAGAGCAGAGCACGGCGCCGCGUUGGACGCAAGUCCGCGCUGCGAAGGCGCCGAUCAUCCCAUGCGCUUCCUGAACAAGACCCGAACGCCACGGCUCAUGCCGGGCCUCGUGCAAGCGAGUUGAAGAAGGCCACAGAGGCAGGCAUGCCGGACGAGAAGCAGGUGGCUUCCUUCAUGGAGACGCUGCUGCAGCGUGCGUUCGCUCAGUGGCAGCACCCUCAAGGCAUGAUCCCGAACAUGCCUGCUGCACUACACAACCUCCCCAUGCCUCACUUGCCGAACCUUCCUGGUAUUCCGGCAUGGAACGCGCUCCAGCAGGUUCCGGCCGUCUUCCCCGUCUUCAUACCCAUCCCCGCAUUGGCUAACCUGUGGGGUGAGAGACGCACGGACAACGAACAGCAGCCGGCGCAAGACGCCAGCGACAAGCGGCGGCCGGUACACGAGGAGAAUGGUGCUGUCGAGACCGCAGCGCAUCUUCUGCCCUCGCAGGACUGGCGCAGUUUCUGGGAGAAGAUGAUGGCUCAAGCUGGCAUGACUCUCAGACCGAACGACGAGUCCGUCGAUGCUCCUCCGGCAUAUUCGCCUCGGGCUGUCAAUGAGGAAACUCCGACCCAAAUAACCAACCAGGAGCCCAUAGGGUCGUCUUCUUCGGUCAAGCGCAGCGCAGCCCUGGCCAAAGCGUCUUCUCGACAUGUGGAGCAUCCGACGGCCGCAAUACCAGAGCAGGAAUUGGAUGCGUACGUCUACAGGCCUGCGCAUAAGCCUUCGAGAAAGCAAAAGAAGAAGCAUGACCGGAUGCUCAUUCUAUUUUGGAUACCAAUCUUGAUGAUCGGGGUGAUGUGGGCUUUCUUCCAGUUUAUAUGCAUGGCGUUCCAAGCAACAAGAACCGUACUAGUGUUCAAAGCGGGUAUAAAGGUGUAG
Messenger RNA from Fomitopsis serialis, 3447 nucleotides. RefSeq lists its product as uncharacterized. Gene Ontology annotation, biological process: regulation of transcription by RNA polymerase II. Lineage: Eukaryota; Fungi; Basidiomycota; Agaricomycetes; Polyporales; Fomitopsidaceae. The record is from RefSeq and is a predicted model, not a curated record. The transcript is spliced from 9 exons. Bases 1 to 3447 code for a protein of 1148 amino acids. Gene Ontology annotation, cellular component: nucleus. Gene Ontology annotation, molecular function: double-stranded DNA binding; protein binding; transcription coregulator activity.